AUGGAAGGAUCCAUUUUUCUCUUCCGAUACCAAAUUGUUCUGAAGUUGAGAAGAAUUAAAGGGAAAGCAUGAAACCGUAUCUCCUACCCCAUCACUCUCUUUCUUUCCCCCUCUCUUUCCCUCCACGCCGUAAUACUCCGUAAGUGAAUAGGGAAUUCAAGUUGAUCAUAAAAUGGCUCCUUUGCGACUAGACUUUGGUUGAUUAAUGAGCCAAGGAAAUCAUUCUAUUGCAUAACAAUAAAUCAUUGUAGUGUUUGGUGUGGUAUAAUAAGCUCCCUCUUUUUGUGACCAUUAAAAGGGUAUCACAAAUAAUUAUUCUACUCCUCAUUACUUCAACCUCCCUAAUCAAAUUAACGUUUUCCCUUAAUAUAAUUGGAUUUCUGGUUUGUAUAUUGUAUAAUUGAGGGGCAGAGAUGAAUGAUGCUCAAUUGAUGAAAGGAGAUAAGCUAGUAUUAAGGGGGUUGAAGUUUCAUGGUUUUCAUGGGGUGAAACCUGAAGAAAAAAAACUGGGUCAAAAAUUUGUGGUGGAUGUAGAUGCUUGGAUGGAUUUGCGCAAGGCUGGCAUAUCAGACUGUUUGUCUGACACUAUCAGUUACUCAGAGAUUUAUCGCAUAGUCAAGGAGGUGGUAGAGGGAACAUCUCGUGAUCUUUUGGAGUCCGUAGCUCAACAAAUCGCAACUAUCACCUUUAGUAAGUUUUCCCAAAUAUCCGCUGUACGUGUGGAGGUUAAGAAACCUCAUGUUGCAGUUCAGGGCCAGAUAGACUACUUGGGAGUUGAAAUUUUCCGCUCAAAACCUGCUGACACAAUAUGAUCUUGGACAUAACCCUUUGCCCCUUGCUCCUCUUUUAUCUAUGUUUAUUUUUUCUUCCCUUCUAAAAGGGUGUGUGUAAACUUGUAAUGUUGAAUCUUAUGCAAAUAAUUGUUUGUAUUUUGGGCAAACAGUGGAUAAUAUUUCAUUCUGCAGGUCUUAUAAUAAACAUAACAGUCAGGUGCAAAUUGUACAUCACAUAUAAUCCUGAGUUUGUGUUUAACUUCAGAGCUGGAUAUUCGAGUACAAAGGUCGAGUUGGCAUAAGAUUUCAUUUGUACAGAUAGAUAAUAACUUGGGAGAUCAAGUUUCAUAAAGUAUUCAAUUGUUCAGUGA
Molecule: messenger RNA, 1144 nt
Organism: Chenopodium quinoa (quinoa)
Lineage: Eukaryota; Viridiplantae; Streptophyta; Magnoliopsida; Caryophyllales; Amaranthaceae
Product: dihydroneopterin aldolase 2-like
Exons: 3
Coding region: 414-812 (132 amino acids)
Biological process (GO): folic acid-containing compound metabolic process
Cellular component (GO): cytoplasm
Molecular function (GO): dihydroneopterin aldolase activity
Source: RefSeq, a predicted model, not a curated record